This is a messenger RNA of Mesorhabditis belari, 3204 nucleotides long. NCBI's taxonomy places the organism in Eukaryota, Metazoa, Nematoda, Chromadorea, Rhabditida, Rhabditidae. The record is from the annotation of a GenBank genome assembly.
AUGCUGACGGUCAAUCGUCUUUUUUCGAUUUUCUUUUUCACCGUAUUUUUUCUUUGUGUGAAAAGUGAACGCCGAUGUGGAUAUGUGAAUCGAAAAAGCGUAAACUCGACCUUUGAUGAGGCUGAGAUUUUAAUCACCGCCACGGUCAGGGAGAUUCAUCUUGAUUUCGAGACAGCCAAGCCACAGGAAGCCCGUCUCUUUGUGCGUCGUGUCUUCAAGGGAAAAGCGUUGCUCGAGGGACGAGAAGAGAUUUACGUGAAAAUUGAUGAGCAGCUAGUCGAUGGGAAAAGGCAUUGCCGACGACGAUGGGGUGCGGGUGAUACAAAAAUCUUCGCGAUUAGUGUCGAAAAAAAGCGUUUCCAUUCGAAAAUCGCUCCUUUACCGGUGACUCUGUCAAUCCUCGAUGCCCUUCACUCGAUCGUUACUCUACUAUGCGAGCAAAAAAGCUGUCCAUUUGGCUCGAAAUGUGUGCCAGCAACAGGUGAAUGCGAGUGUCGAACGAGUUGUCGCGAUCGGGCGCAACCCGUUUGUGGGAGUGAUCACGUCACUUAUGCAUCGCUUUGUCAUUUGGCGGUUCGUGCAUGUCUCCUCAAAAAGAAGGAUCUUAUGCUUCGAAUUGAGCGGACUGGCGCGUGUGAAAAGAAAAACCCGUGCGAUGACUUGAGGUGUGGGCCCGGAGAGGAUUGCGUUAUUGAGCAGAAAAACGAUGUCCUUUCGGCACACUGCGUUUGCCCGUUGCACUGUCCGAAUUUCGGGGACUCCGUGGAAAGUUCGCCCGUUUGCUCCGUGCAGGGAAGGGAUUAUAAAAGCAUUUGCCAUUUGAAGCAAGAUGCUUGCGAGACAAAGUUGAACAUCACCGUCAAAUACUAUGGGAAAUGUGACCCCUGUGACGGUCAUCUUUGCGCAGCGGGAACCACGUGUAAAGUUGGUGUUCAUCGACGAGCCGAGUGCAGAUGCUCACAACAAUGCCCUUUGAAUCGAGAGCCUGUUUGUGGAACUGAUGGGAAUACAUAUGAGAACGAGUGCGUGAUGAAAGUGGCGGCAUGUCGAGAAGAUCGGACAAUCACCGUUUGGAAGAAGGGCACAUGCAAAGAUUCCGGGAAUCCAUGUGCGGCUCUCUCUUGUCCUCCCGGUUCUCGUUGCUCGCUCAGCCCAUCGGGUGCUCCAAAGUGUGAAUGUGAUGCGAGCUGUCCGCAAAUCGUGAAACCCGUUUGUGCAUCGGAUGGAAUCACCUAUACGAGCGAGUGUGAGAUGCGGAAAUCAUCGUGCGAGGCAAAGAGACGCGUUUACGUGCGACAUACUGGGAAUUGUGGUGUCGGUGUUUGUUCGACGUUCACCGGUUGUCGAGCGCCUCAAGUUUGUGUCCCAAAAGGGGAUCGCCCGAAAUGUGUCUGUCCAGAGUGCGGAGAUGAACUUAAAGAGGUAUGCGGGAGUGACGGGCAAACGUAUGCAAAUGAGUGUCGUCUCCGGCAAUUUGCAUGUCUCUCUGCACAACACGUUUUUGUCAAGUACAAUGGGAUCUGUGAGGGUUGUGAAAAGCUGCGUGACAAGUGCGAGUUCUACUCGGUGUGCGUUUCGGAUGGGAAAGGUGCGGGCAAAUGCGAAUGUCCGGUUGAAUGUCCACUCAACAAUACGUCAACAGACAAGGAUACGAGUGGAGCCGUUUGUGGGACGGAUGGAGUGACCUAUUCAUCGGAAUGUCAUCUCCGCCGAAGCGCAUGUCAACGACGCAAAUUCGUCGUCGUCGCUUUCUUCGGGAAAUGCGAUGCUUGUCAAAAUGUCGAAUGCGGCUAUGGGGAAGAGUGUCGAGGUGGUGUGUGCACGUGUAAUUAUCAUUGUCCAUCCGAUCCACCACCGGCAUCAAGAGUUUGUGGAGAAGACGGGAUUCUUUAUGGAUCGUCGUGUCACCUUCAGUUGGCCGCCUGUCAGAAAGGGGCACCGAUUCUGACGGUUGACGCGGCUUUGUGCCAUGCGCAAAAACAAGUCGUGAAAGUUCUGACUCGUUCCUGCUCUCGAGAGACUUGUGGGUUUGGUGGAGUGUGUAGCUCUCUUUCGAAAUCCCAUUCUUCAAUCGAAUGCCUUUGUCUUCAUCAAUGCUCGGGCACUCUAUUGAUCCCCGUUUGUGGAUCCGAUGGUGUUUUGUAUCGAAAUCAAUGUCAUCUCAAUCUUGAGAGUUGCCGUUUUCAGCGCGAAAUCCUCGCACAACCGCAUAUUGGAUCGUGCUCGAGAGAGAAUGGCUGUAACUGCAAUCGAGUGGGCUCCUAUGGACCAGCAUGCGAUGCAUCUGGACAAUGCCGCUGCCGCCCGGGAGUUGGCGGAACAAAAUGCGAUCACUGUGUCCCGUCCUUUUGGGGUAUUCACCUCAUCGCCAAAGGGGCGCUCUCAUGCGCACCUUGCGGUUGUUCGGCAUUUGGAUCGGCUCGUCCAGACUGUGAACAGAGUACAGGGCGAUGCGAGUGUCUCACAAAUGCGGAGGGAGAGAAAUGCGAGAAAUGUAGAGACGGUUUUCUUCUCACCGCUCAGGGAUGCGUACGGCCGCAUGAUUUCCAGGCGCCAAGGACUUGUUCCGAGCAUCGAUGCCUUCACGGGGCUCGCUGUGUGCAUGCAAGGGGAGAGCUGCCGAGUUGUGCCUGUGAGAUGGGAUGCGAUGAGGCAAAAUUCGGUAUUGCGACGAAUAUGAGCGUUUGUGGGUCGGACGGGCAAACGUAUGAGGGACUGUGUCAGUUGCGGCUUUUCGCCUGCAAACACCAGAUCGAUUUGGUGCCCGUGAGCCUGGGGAUUUGCGAUUCAGAAUUCUCCAAUGCUCCCUCGUUGGAUCGCUCGCAGCGCCAAAAGUCACCAAUGCUUGAGAGACAGCCAGAAAUCGUCACACUUGGAUCUUUCUGUACAUUCAAGACCGAGUGUGCAUCAAUCUCGGCAGAUUGUAUGACUCGAGCCGGUAAGAAAGGACGAUGUCAAUGCGGGAAUGGGACGAUAUGGAAUGGGAAAACGUGUGUGGAAGAGACGAUUGCUCUUCUCCCAUUGAAUCUCCAAUUCGAUGGAAAGCAAACGGCCAAAUUGAAGAGAGUCGACGAAUUGCCGACAAAUUUCAACUUCACCAUACAGUUCUCAGCGGCCGCCUCAAACGGAGCUCUCUUGGAUGUGUUGAUGGUGAAUGGAGAGCGAUUACAAAUGCGAAUCGAUCAACGGAGGAUCUUGUUACAG